UUGGGCCAAGUAGAACCCAGCCCACACGGUUUGCUCUCCGCCAUAGCUAAACCUCAUUGUCAGUGUUUUCGUUCCUCUGCAAUUUGCAAACAAGCCCUACUACUCCCCAAGAGGUGAAUGAUUUUGGUGUGACAAACGAGAAAACUCACUGUGUAGAGGAAACAUGGCAAGCCAAGCAGCUGCCGCUUUUAAUGGCAACAUGAAGAAAGCACUUGCUGGCCUCAGACGUAUCAACCUGGAAGGUUUGCGAUGGAGAAUAUUUGAUGCCAAAGGCCAGGUCCUUGGAAGAUUAGCGUCUCAAAUAUCAACAGUAAUUCAAGGCAAGGAUAAGCCUACAUAUGCUCCAUAUCGUGAUGAUGGGGAUAUGUGCAUCGUGCUUAAUGCAAAGGACGUAUGUGUUACAGGGAGAAAGAUGACGGAUAAAUUUUAUCGCUGGCACACUGGGCAAGUAUCAUCUUUUCAUAUCCUAAGAACCAUGCUUAGUACAUAAUGGUGGAUGUAAUAAGGAAAUAAAUAAUCAAAUUUUGUUAUUACUUAUCGUUGAGUGUUUCAAGCUUGUAAUUGCUAUAAACAAAUGUCCAAGGUAUCCAAAAUAUGUAAACAAUGAUAUUUUGAGAGAAUUAUUGUGGAUUCCAAGUAAAAUUGUUACAUCUCACAGAAUAUAGUUUCAUUUUUCAA
Messenger RNA from Hevea brasiliensis (rubber tree), 678 nucleotides. RefSeq lists its product as uncharacterized. The record is from RefSeq and is a predicted model, not a curated record. Gene Ontology annotation, molecular function: structural constituent of ribosome; mRNA binding. Lineage: Eukaryota; Viridiplantae; Streptophyta; Magnoliopsida; Malpighiales; Euphorbiaceae. The coding region runs from base 164 to 490 and encodes 108 amino acids. The transcript is spliced from 4 exons. Gene Ontology annotation, cellular component: mitochondrial large ribosomal subunit; ribosome. Gene Ontology annotation, biological process: negative regulation of translation; translation.